Molecule: messenger RNA, 543 nt
Organism: Pieris brassicae (large cabbage white)
Lineage: Eukaryota; Metazoa; Arthropoda; Insecta; Lepidoptera; Pieridae
Gene: LSm7
Product: U6 snRNA-associated Sm-like protein LSm7
Exons: 3
Coding region: 123-476 (117 amino acids)
Biological process (GO): mRNA splicing, via spliceosome; nuclear-transcribed mRNA catabolic process
Cellular component (GO): catalytic step 2 spliceosome; U12-type spliceosomal complex; Lsm1-7-Pat1 complex
Molecular function (GO): RNA binding
Source: RefSeq, a predicted model, not a curated record
AUGCUGUUAAUUGUCAAGUCUAAGAUGCAUUUGCGGUAAACCAAAUAAUAACCUUAAAAUUUUGUUUAUGUUUUUCUAAAAAGACAAAUAGAAAUUUAACGCUAGAUACUUUAUACACUAAUAUGGCGUCAAAGGAUGGCAAUGAAAAGACUAAGGGUCCACAAGGUGCUGGAGAUAAUAAGGAGAAGCGUCGAAAAGAGUCUAUUUUAGACUUAAGUAAAUAUUUAGAGAAGAGCAUUAGGGUUAAAUUUGCUGGGGGAAGAGAAGCAGCUGGAAUCUUGAAAGGCUAUGAUCCAUUAUUGAACCUAGUGUUAGACAAUACUACAGAAUACUUAAGAGAUCCUGAUGACCCCUACAAAUUACUUGAUGAUACCAGAGCACUAGGACUUGUGGUGUGUCGUGGUACAUCUGUUGUUUUAAUAUGUCCUAUGGAAGGCAUGGAGGCAAUACCCAAUCCUUUCAUAGCUCAGGAGUAAUGUUUAUUUAUAGUAUUAAGUAAAUUUUUAUUUAAGUUCUCAAAUAAAAGGCAUUUUUCAUACAUUU